Messenger RNA from Gastrolobium bilobum, 1296 nucleotides. Its product is annotated as transcription factor MYB61-like. The record is from RefSeq and is a predicted model, not a curated record. NCBI's taxonomy places the organism in Eukaryota, Viridiplantae, Streptophyta, Magnoliopsida, Fabales, Fabaceae. The transcript is spliced from 4 exons. Bases 1 to 1296 code for a protein of 431 amino acids. Gene Ontology annotation, biological process: regulation of stomatal movement.
AUGGGAAGGCACUCUUGCUGCUUCAAACAGAAGUUACGGAAAGGCCUCUGGUCUCCAGAGGAAGACGAGAAGCUUUUGAAUUACAUCACAAAACAUGGUCAUGGAUGUUGGAGUUCGGUCCCCAAACUAGCUGGUUUGCAAAGGUGUGGGAAAAGCUGCAGGUUGAGGUGGAUAAAUUACCUGAGGCCUGAUUUAAAGAGAGGUGCAUUCUCACAGCAGGAAGAGAAUUUGAUUGUUGAACUUCAUGCAGUCCUUGGCAAUAGGUGGUCUCAGAUUGCAGCACAGCUACCAGGAAGAACUGACAAUGAGAUUAAAAAUCUAUGGAAUUCAUGCCUCAAGAAGAAGCUGAGGCAAAGUGGCAUUGACCCAAACACACACAAACCACUCUCUGAGGUUGAGAACGACAAGGACAAGCCACUCACAGCCGACAAAAGCAAUCAGAAUAAAGCCUCAGUGGGAUCCAAUGAAGUGAGUUUGGUUGAGCCAGCAAAACUCAACUCAACUUCCAUGCCUGUUGAGAGAUACCCUCUGGAAGUUUCUACUAGCUCCAAGAUCAACAACACUAGCAGCAGCAAUUUGACCAACACCAAUCCCACCCAGGAAUUAUUCCUAGAAAGGUUUGGUACCUGCCAUGAAAGCUCCAUCACCACCAGUUGCAAACCAUCUGAUAUGGUUGGAUCAUAUUUUUCUUUUCAACAGUUGAACUAUGUACCAAAUAUGGGUCUCUCUGCAAAUCCCAACACCUCACUUUGCUUCCUACCAACAUCCACUUCUUCCCAGGUUAUCACAAUUUUCCCAACUCAAACACAUGUGAAGCCCACUAUGAGUCUCCAUUCUAAUAACAAUCCUUCAAUAUCCUCUGGCGAUAUUGAUGGGGUUCAAAACUGGGAAUCCAGUAACUUCAGCAACAGUAACAUGGCAAAUAAAAGCAAUGGGAGCAGUAACAGUAUCCAGUUACAAAGCAGCACAAACUUCCUUGACAACAACACUCUGACGUGGGGGCUAGCAGAGUCUAUGAAGGUUAAUAAAGAGAAUACUCAUGUGUCCCUACAAGCAGAACAAGAGGAAAUAAAAUGGUGUGAGUAUCUUAACACCCCGUUUCUUCUAGGGAACACAGUGCAGAAUCAAACCUCUCAAUCUAUCUACAGUGAGAUUAAACCAGAAACAGGCUUCAUAGCAGACGAGUCAAGUACUAGUUGGCACCAUAGCCAGCAGCAACCACCACCUUUUCAACUUUCAGAUAUAUAUACCAAGGAUCUGCAGAGAUAUUCAGUGGCUUUUGGACAAACCCUGUAG